Molecule: messenger RNA, 6369 nt
Organism: Gambusia affinis (western mosquitofish)
Lineage: Eukaryota; Metazoa; Chordata; Actinopteri; Cyprinodontiformes; Poeciliidae
Exons: 11
Coding region: 109-1302 (397 amino acids)
Source: RefSeq, a predicted model, not a curated record
AAUCAUCAGAUCCAACGCAGCGCUUCCUUGUUGCUAGCAGAAGUAAAUAAAAAAAGGUGGAAGUUGCAGAUAAAAAUAAUCGUGGAUUUCGCCAGUUAUCUGGAAAAAAUGCCCCGUGGAAGCGAAAUCCCCGAAGGCAUCAGGUCGACAGCUGUUGAUCUGCACAAAGCUGGAAAGGGCUACAAGUUCAUUUCAAAGACUUUAGAGAUUCCUCCUUCCACGGUGAGGAGCAUUAUCGUUAAGUGGAAACGGUUUAACACCGUAGCCACGCUGCCGCGGAGUGGGAGACCCUCGAAGGGGAAUCCGAGAAGGAAACGGAAAGAAAAGCUGGAUGAGGCUGAUCCUGCUGGUCCUGCUAGUGAAAAAGGUGGCGACCCUGAUAAGCCGGAUCUCCUCAGCAAGGUGCUGUUUGCGGCUGGAAACACCGACUCCAACUCCACAGACUCCAAACCUUCAAAGGAAGAGCUGGCGUCAUCCAGACCAACUCUCCACAGCAGAGAUAAAGAAAUGAGAGACUUGAACAGCAGCUGUGAAGAGGGCGACAACACGGGACGGUCCGACUCUGACGAAGAAGAUCCGAUGUCCAGUUUCCUGUUUGCCAGAUCAACAGGGGAAGCAGAGGACCAUGAAAGGGUUGAUCAUCCUGGACGAGCUUGUGACACAGAAGAUCCAGAUGAGUCCCAGAAGGAUGAAAGCACUGUUGAAGAAGACGGCGACGCAGAACCGUCGGAUACAGACGAAGAAGAUCCGCUGGCCAGUUAUCUUUCUGGAAGAGCAAGAGAAGGGACAGAAGAACAUCCACAACAUGAAAAGCGUAAACAUUCAGCUUCAUGUGACGACACACCAGAAGACGAUCCCAUGGAGCAGAUUUUUGACCCAAACUUUGACAAUGAGAAGAAGAUUUACGCCGGUUCUUCGGUCAGUGUGAGAGCGCUCCUCCUCCUCCUGCUGGCCUUCAUCCUGAAGCACGACUUGUCGAAAGCAGCCACCAAAGACCUCCUGGCCCUCCUCAAUCUCAUGGUGCCUGGAUGCAUUCCCAGCUCUCUGCACUUCAUAAAGAAACAUUUGACUGACAUUGACAAGAAGACGGAGAUCCACUUAUACUGUCCCAGGUGUGAAAACUACCUCGGCGUAGAGCCUGGGACCGAGUGCGGAGUGUGUCAGCAGCGCUUGAGCAAAAAAAGUCUGCUUGAAAAGGCAAACUACUUCCUGGUGUUGCCUCUAGAAAACCAACUGAGGAAGGUCCUCAAACGCCUUCACUCAAAGCUGGGGAAGCAUUUUACAAAGGAGGAUUACGCUUGACGUCAACACCGGUGGUGAAUAUAAGCACGAAGAGCAGGAGGGCAGUAUCACACUUACCUUCACAUGUGACAGCUCUCCUCUUCUCAACUCAUCCAAGUUUUCAGUCUGGCUCAUCCUGUGCACGAUCAAUGAACUUCCGUACGUGGAGCGGUGUAAAAACGUUCUGCUGCACACGUUGUGGUUCGGCAAAGGAAAGCCGCUGCUUCAGUGUUUCUUUACGCCGUUCAUUAACGAGCUUCAUAAACUCUCUCACGAGGGCUUCACUUGGGAAGACGAGAGCGGACUAGAGCUUAACACCAGCGUGAUGGCGAAAAUCUGCGUCUGCGAUUCAGUGGUGAGGUCAGCGGUGCAGAACUUUCAGCCGUUCAGUUCGGAGUUUGGUUGCGGGUUCUGCUACCACAAAGGAGAGCUGGUUCAGAAGGGUCGGGGUCACACCAGAGUCUAUCCGGUUCAGGUUGACGGAUGUGACCUGCGGCACAUGGCUGAGACGGAGCAACUGGCCAUCGUAGUGAUUGAGAACGGAUAUCCACAAGGUCAAAUGGGUGUCAAAGGUCACAGUCCGCUGCUUCUGCUGCCUUCGUUUGAUGUUGUCAAAGGUUUUAUCCCAGAUUACAUGCACUGUGUUUGUCUUGGGGUUGUUCCUGAGUUUGUCAAUCUUUGGUUGGAUCCUCUUUAUGGCAGAAAGCCCUUCCACCUUUCACCUCAGAGUUUGAAGAACCUGGACAAAGCUUUGUCUGCCAUCCAACCUCCUGAUGAGAUCAGACAAAGACCUCGGCGUCUCAGUGAGAGGAUGCAUUGGGAGGCAUCCGAGUGGCGAGCGUUUGCUCUUCUCUACUCUCCUGUAAUACUGAGGAAGGUUUUACCAAACCUGUACUACAAACACUGGAUGCUUCUCAUUUCAUCACUUCACAUCCUGCUCUCCCAGUUUGCCUCCCAGGAGGAGAUCAGCUGUGCAGAGCUGUGCCUGGUUCAGUUCGUCUCCCAGGUACCGUCUCUGUACGGACUUGAGCAUUGCUCAUUUAACUGCCACUUGCUGAUGCAUCUCACUGACUGUGUCCGUAACUGGGGACUACUGUGGGCCAACUCCGCCUUCAUCUUUCAGGGUGUCCACAGGCGACUCCUGCAGAUGUACUCCAGGGCUCAGUCUGCGCCAUCCAACAUCUUCAAACAGAUAGUUUCCUAUGAUGAGAUUAUUAUAAAAGGAAGCGAUGUUCUGAAGAAUGCUAGUACAGAAAUCACAGACCUGUUUUCUUCCAUGACAAGCUGUGGUAUCCUUACCAAAUCAUCCAACUGCAUCAGUGAAGAUGUGUUUACUUUGGGAUGUGGAUCUCAGAGAUCUCUAACUGUGAGAGAACUUGCUGCAUUGCAGAGCAAGGAUACACGGCCCGUUACUGAAUACGCACGUUUUGUCUACAAAGACAUGCUGGUCACCUCUUUGGACUACAGCAUCUCUUCCAAAAGGAACAACUCAAUCAUAGAAACGACCAACGGUUUUGUUCUUGUAGAGUCCGUGGUGGUCGUGGAGAAGCAUUGCAGCUGUGAGAGAUCGUCUGACUGCUCCUGUAGAGAACUGGUUGCUUUCUGCAGAAAACUGCUUCCCUCCAACUCCCAACCAACAAUCCAGAAUGAGCAGAUCAACAGAAACAUUGCAGAGUUCCUCAUAAGAGUGAGGAGUUCAGAUGAACUGUGCGCAGUGACAUGUCAGGACAUUGUCGCGAAAUGUUUUGUGAUGGAGCAGAAGGGUCGGCUAUAUGUCAUGAGAAUGCCAAUGUUGUAAGUGUUCCUUUCCCUUGUCAUGUAGUUUGUUGUGUUUCCACAUUCACACAGGAGUUGUGUGAUAAGCUUAUUUUCUGUGAGAUGAUUAAGUAUUUAGUAAAUUGAACCAUCCUGCAUUUUUAGCAGUGUUGGCUUGUUCACAUGGUGAGUUCAAGAUGCUCUACCAGAAAGAAGUACAUUUCAGUACAUGGCUUUUACCUUUCUAAGAAGUUUUAUCUGCCUCUGUUCCAUUGUCAAUUCAGCAGAAGGCACCAAUUUCCGGAGUGCUGUCCUGGUCUCCAGACUUCUAUUGACUUUUCAUGGAAAACUUCUUAGAAAUUGAAUUGAAUUUUAUGGAUUCUGUGCCUUCAGCAUACGCAUAAGACAGAUCUAGUAAGUGUAAUCAGUUCUGUCACUGAUAUGUUUUCCAUUCAAUCCCUUCAGUUGUGAAGAAAAAAAUAUCAAAAGAAUCUGGACCAAAGAUAAAAUUUUAACAUCAAAUCAGUUUCCACCAAAGGUAUAUAACCAAGGUUUCUUACUGAGAGACUGUGUGGAAAAUCUACCUGGAACCUUAUGCAGCUCACCUUGAUCAAGUAACGAUAUGCAACACCCAUCUGAAAAGGUCAAGGAACUUAAGUCGUCCAGUACCUUUAUAGACAGUUUGCUGAAGUCUAUAGUGUCUCAUCCGGUGAUAGUUGCCACCCAGUUGCAUCGCAAGAGUGAGAUCUACAAAAACCUUUGUGCAACUCAUUGAUUCAAACAACCCUGCAGACUUUGUUGACUUAGCGGUAUCCUUGGGUAAGGUCUUUGAUGAGUGUUUUGAAGGAGUAACAAAAGAUGUUCAGCACAAGCUGCUAAGAGCAAAUGCUACCGGAUGUCAGAAAGUUGGUUUGUAGCCAUCCAAGCACAUCUUGUAUGUGCUGAGAAAUAUUGACGUUCAUCUUGAAGUCAAAGAGUUUGAUCUCCAGUUUGGUGUCAAGUGUAAAGCCGUCAGAAAGACAGUAAGCUGAACUAAGUCUGAGGGCAUAGUUCUCAACUGGAAGAAGAUCGAGCACUCCCACCGCGUUGGGGCAGAGUGUACCACAAGGAGAGAAGUUUAACCAUGUUGAUGUCUUGUUCACAAGUAAUGAUAGGAUGGAGCAAGAGAUAGACAUACACACACUGGUACUACUUGAGUCUGUUGCAGAGAUUCAGAAUAUGUAUCAUGAUUGAAUUUGGAGAAGAGCCUUGCUCCUGUUUUGAUUGGAGUACAUCUGAAUUGCCUCCAUUUGGAGGUUGUCUGGACAUGUCCUAUUGGGAGGAAGCUGCAGAGCAGAACCAGAAUUUGGUGGAGGGUCUGUAUGUCCCUUUUGACCUGUGAACCCCUUGGGAUACUGCAGAAUGGGUUUGAGAGAGGUGCCAGAACCUCAGUGACCCAACCUCUGAUAAAUAGAAGGCAGAGUAUGAAUUGAACGACUGAACACCCAAUGGUGUGGAGUGAGAACAAGCAUGAACAACUUCUAAGCUGAUUAUGCUGCAAACCACUUCUAGCAUACCAAUAGUGAGAGAUUUCUUACCUGAGGAAUGGACAUUGUUUUCACUGGAUCACUCAAACGUACCAACAUUUCUAAUGAAAUCCUUGCAAAAAGGGAGUUUGCUCAUUGGAUGGACUUAAAGAGAACUAAAAUGACACGUAUGGCUUUGUGAGGAUGAUGCCUUCCAGUGUUUUCUCCGGCUGUUUCAUAAAAUCCCAGGUCCCAUCGAUAUGCUGUGCCGGGAGGUAUAGAAAGACACUGAUAAAGUCUUGAUUAAACACACCCUCCAGAGCUUCUCAAGCCAUCUGGGGUCAUUAAGGUACUCAUCACAACAGCAGCAGGAGGAAAAAACAGGCUAUUUGACAAGAUCUAUACCACAAUUCUGGUUAAUGCCAAAGAAGCUUCUUCUUGUUUGACCACUAGCAGUCUUGUUGGACAGAAGUGCUUAGGACAUGAAUUCAAAAGGUGCUGGUUUGGAUCCGGUUCUACAGAGAAUUCAACAUUCUCACUAACUUCUCAUGAUGGCAGCUGAAGUUGAGAGAUUUCUCAAGAAUAAAGAUGGUCCUUUGUAUUGCAUCAGGCUAAGAGUGUCUCAUCCAUAGACAUGAAUACUUAGACGCCUCAUUGAGCCUGAGUCCUACGUUACGUCACCGCCAUCUUGUAUGUGGCAGUCGAGCGAUCGGAGCUCCCUGAGUCCUGUGCUGAGUGGACUUGUUUCAACCGUUUUACAAUACAAACUGGAUUCAUUGGCAUUACCUUUCACAGGUAAGGAUGAAAGAGCAGAAUUACUUGACUUUGCAGCCAGAAACUCACUUCUAAAUAGGGUGACCAGACGUCCUCUUUUUCCCGGACAUGUCCUACUUUUCAGACCUAAAAAAAUGUCCGGGGGGAAUUUCAAAAUCGUCCGGGAUUUUGGUCAACUGCCUCAAAACUGCCGAUUCAACGAUUUCUAAAUAUAUUAGUGUGUGUGAGAAAAUGUGUCAAUGACAGGUAUUAACUUAAAAUACUUUGUAGAACAGCACUUUCUAAAGUUCAGUCCAUUUACUUGUAUUAACUUUCUGUCACAGGUCACAUUCAAUAUGGCGGACGCGUUGACGUAUCGCAGCAACGGGCCGACCCGCUCUAUGAGGCGUCUACAUAUUCAUGUCUAUGGUCUCAUCAAUAGGUCGAUUAUUGAUCACCUUGCUGCUUUCAAAGAGAGACAGGCACACGUCUCUCUCUCACAAGUGUUAAAUGAUUACUGUACCACAUGUAUGUACCUAUGUAAGUAUGGUGCAUGUUUCAGUUUUCCUUUUCUUCAGGAACUUGUAAAAAGAUUGUAAAUUAUGAUACCAUAUUCCAGUGUUUUAAUGUUUACGUACUUCAACCUUUGUUUCCAUUGUACUUUAUCAAUCAGAUGCUGCUUUUUACGCCACGUUACGUUGUUCACGUACAUUGGUGAUCUUUUUUUUACGAACAUUUGAUGACUGCCCUUUUUAUAACUAAUGUUCCUGUUAAAAUGAAAUCUGUGUGAAGUUUGUUGUGGUUGUUUUGACCUGGGAUCAUCUUGUUCUUCUGUUUGCGGUUUUAAAUGUUAAAAAAAAAAGCUGUAACUGGCGGUGUUAAGCUAUGUCAGAUUCCCCAGGUUUGAUCUCGCUCCAGUAAAAUGCUGUAUGGUUGUAUCCUUCUUAAAUAUCAAAAUUAUGUUGCAUUGUUAGUGUAUUGUGAAACAUUUGUGUACUUUAUAUUAACUCCAAUGUAACUUUAACGAUGUUUACAAUGUUUUCAGUGAAGAACUGUAAAUAUAUUGUUUUAAAUC